AUGGCUGCAUCUAAGAAGAAUUUCCACGUCGCUGUGGUCGGCGGUGGUAUUGCAGGAGUGACUUUGGCAAUUACUCUUCACCACCGCAACAUCCCUGUGACACUCUACGAGCAAGCACCUGCCUUUGGCGAGGUGGGCGCCGGCGUGUCCUUCGGACCUAAUGCCGUCGCAGCGAUGAAAACCUGCCACCAAGGCAUCUUCGAGGCCUUCGAGAAGGUCUGCACACGGAAUAUGUGGUCAUCCAAGCAGAAUGUCUGGUUCGACUAUCUUGAUGGGCAUAGCACGGGCACGUCGACCUCGGCCCAGAAUGCCAGCCACCAGGACAUUGCCUUUACCAUUUCAAACAGCACCGGUCAGACCGGAGUUCACCGCGCCCACUUCCUCGACGAACUGAUCCGGUUGGUCCCUGAUGGCAUCUCACGGUUCAACAAGCGACUGGAUGACGUCACCGAGCGCGAAGAUGGAAAACUCGUCUUGAAGUUCGCGGAUGGCAGCGAGGACGUUACUGACGUGGUGAUCGGUUGUGAUGGAAUCAAGUCCCGGGUUCGGCAGCUGAUGGUGGGUGAAGACCAUCCGUCUGCCAACCCCACCUAUACGCACAAAUAUGCAUACCGUGGUCUGGUACCCAUGGAUCAGGCGAUCGGGGCGAUCGGGGAAGAAUUGGCUUCUAAUUCUUGCAUGCAUAUGGGUCCCGGUGGCCACGUGUUGACAUUCCCUGUAAGCCAGGGCAAGAUGCUUAACAUUGUUGCCUUCCACACCAGUCCGGAUAACUGGGCGGAUUACCCCAGACUAACCCGACAAGGCACGCGGGAUGAAGCUCUCCGCGACUUCGCCGGAUAUGGGCCUAACGUGAUCAAUUUAUUGAGGUUGACUGACGAAGAACUCAGUGUGUGGGCAAUUUUCGACCUGGGAGAACAUCCUCUGUCCACAUUCUCCAAAGGCCGUGUCUGUCUUUCCGGUGAUGCGGCACACGCCACGUCGCCGCACCACGGCGCCGGGGCUGGCUUCUGCCUUGAGGACACGGCAGUCUUGGCUGCAUUGCUGGAAGACGAUCGAGUGCAGACGCACAAAGAUCUUGAGCAUGCUGUAGAUGCUUUCGACUUCUGUCGCCGAGAAAGAACACAGUGGUUGGUGCAGAGCAGCAGGUUCGUCGGAGACUGCUAUGAAUGGCGGGCUGAGGGGGUGGGAAGGGACUUCAAAAAGAUUGAAGAGGCAAUCAAUCACCGAAACGGUAUUAUAGCCAAUGUGGAUGUUGAUAGGAUGUGCGAGGAUGCUCGACAGCAGCUUGCCCAGAGGAUUUGA
Messenger RNA from Penicillium soppii, 1302 nucleotides. RefSeq lists its product as uncharacterized. The coding region runs from base 1 to 1302 and encodes 433 amino acids. The transcript has 3 exons. Gene Ontology annotation, molecular function: FAD binding. NCBI's taxonomy places the organism in Eukaryota, Fungi, Ascomycota, Eurotiomycetes, Eurotiales, Aspergillaceae. Gene Ontology annotation, biological process: secondary metabolite biosynthetic process. The record is from RefSeq and is a predicted model, not a curated record.